Messenger RNA from Hyla sarda, 2093 nucleotides. It is a transcript of the gene PARL, whose product is annotated as presenilin associated rhomboid like. The record is from RefSeq and is a predicted model, not a curated record. Lineage: Eukaryota; Metazoa; Chordata; Amphibia; Anura; Hylidae. The transcript is spliced from 11 exons. Gene Ontology annotation, cellular component: membrane. Gene Ontology annotation, molecular function: serine-type endopeptidase activity. The coding region runs from base 155 to 1204 and encodes 349 amino acids.
AACGACUACAUGAAAACUACCAACAUCCCGACUCCUCCCAUACAUGUGACUAAUCACGUGAUGAUGACAUCACGGAAGGUCCUUUAGACUUCUGGGAUUCAACAUCUGACUUUUAUAUGUAUGAGUACCGUACACAGAAGUUUUUUGGUUAUUCAUGACCAAAAUGAUCUCUACGUGCUGGAUAGGGAGUUCUUAUACAAGGACCAGAUUGUGUCUCAGACAAAGGAUUCUUAUUGAACAGAGGAGUUGGUUCAGAAAAAUUUCAAGAAAGACUGAAAGAGUUGAAGCUGAGGUUUGGCGUAACAGUGGGUCAAGAAAUUCCAUUGCAGAACCUACUUCCUUUUCUCGUGGCAGCAUACUGAGAAAUCUGUAUAAACCAUUUCUAUUUACUGUUGGGUUUUCAGGUUGCUCUUUUGGUGCUGCUGCAAUCUGGCAAUAUGAGUCCCUAAAAAAUCGAAUGAAGAAUUAUCUCGAUGACAUGCGUGCAGACUGGCUGGAAAGGAUUCAGCCAGCCAAACAUGGGGACUUCAGGAAGCAGGUGAAUGAGUGGUGGAACAGCCUAAGUGAUGGACAGAAGACUGUGUCAGGAAUAAUUGCAGCUAACAUUCUCGUAUUCUGUUGUUGGAGAGUACCCAGCAUCCAACGUAUAAUGGUCAGAUACUUUACUUCCAACCCUGCAUCUAAUAAUCUUUGCCUACCUAUGAUUCUAUCCACAUUUAGCCAUUUUUCUCUCUUCCAUAUGGCUGCAAAUAUGUAUGUAUUAUGGACAUUUUCCUCCAGUAUUGUCUCUAUUCUGGGCCAGGAACAGUUUUUGGCACUUUACAUGUCAGCAGGAGUUGUAUCUACAUUUGCAAGCUAUGUGUGCAAAGCGGCCACAGGACGUUUUGGGCCAUCUCUCGGUGCUUCUGGAGCAAUCAUGACAAUCCUCGCUGUGGUGUGCACCAAGAUGCCUGAAGCCAAACUUGCAAUCAUUUUCCUACCUAUGUUUACAUUUACUGCAGGAAACGCUCUCAAGGUUAUAAUUUCUUUGGAUUCCAUGGGUUUACUACUGGGCUGGAAUUUUUUUGACCAUGCAGCUCAUCUUGGAGGGGCCCUAUUAGGAAUCUGGUAUGCAUUGUAUGGCCAUGAGCUUAUCUGGAAAAAGAGGGAACCUUUAGUGAAAAUUUGGCAUGAGUUCCGGAGUAACCCCCCAAGAAGUGGAUGAUCCUGAUAUUUAAGUACAAUAGCAUCAAAUCAACAGUCUCAUUUGUUAAUGCUGGCAAUGAUACAUGGGAUCUUCAGUGCUGAAUUAAUUUGGAUACCUUUUGAAUAUAUAAGUUUUGAUGAUUGCAUUAUAAAUGUUCAUGUUGUAAAGAAACUUGUUUAACAUAUAAAAAUUAAAUGCGAUACAUACAUUUUUGGCAGAGUGGUAUUUUUGGAAGAAUAAUAUACAGUAUAUUUUCCUGUGCCUUCAAACUUCCUUGUGUGUAGUAAUAAUAAUUUUUAAACCCCAGUUGGAAAUAAAAAUAAGAUUAGGAAACAAAAGGGUUAGCUUUUUUUCUACAAUCCUGUCAGGUAUAUUUUUUUUAAAUCCAAUUCAUGGCUAUUAUUUCUACAAAUUCCAUAAUCGGCCUAAUUGAAUUAUGUGUGGAACUGAGACAGAAAUCUACAUUUAGCCUUGGAUUUCUGCCACAGAUUCCUUGACCUGUGUAAACAUAACCUAAAAGUGGCACCUUUUCUGUUAAAUGGGUACUGUCAGAUCCAAAAACUUUUUAUAUGUUGUUACUGAUGAAAAUUAAAGACCUUUUGUAAUAUGGUUGAUUAAUUUUUUUUAAAUAUUUCAUUAAGAAAACGUUUUCAUCCUGAAAAUCCCACCACUAGGGGUCCCGAUACCUACUGGACACUAACCAGUCCUGCAGCAGCAUCAGCUUGUCCAUGAGCCAAGAGAAAACUUACGGAUAAGGCUGCAUGAGCAGGGGCACUAAUCAUCUCUCACCACCAACUCCCAUAGCAACUAGUCACAACUCAUCCUUAUUUCAGACAGAUUGAUAAAUCUGAACAAAGGAACUGUGUGUGAACAUGGUCUUCGUGAAUCAAUUCAGAAGGUUAAAGAU